This is a messenger RNA of Penicillium brevicompactum, 6600 nucleotides long. RefSeq names its product putative gelsolin repeat protein. Lineage: Eukaryota; Fungi; Ascomycota; Eurotiomycetes; Eurotiales; Aspergillaceae. Gene Ontology annotation, molecular function: actin filament binding; phosphatidylinositol-4,5-bisphosphate binding. The coding region runs from base 1 to 6600 and encodes 2199 amino acids. The record is from RefSeq and is a predicted model, not a curated record. Gene Ontology annotation, biological process: barbed-end actin filament capping; actin filament severing. The transcript has 3 exons.
AUGGCUGUGCCCAACGAGAGCUCGGAAGAUGUCAAUGACUUCCUACAGCGCAUUCGGGAACUCGGCGAGCGUCGCGACAAAGAAGACGAUGAGCGCACCAAGAAACUGGAAGAAGAGAUCCUGCAGGGUCGGAAGGAGAGACAAGCCCGCAGAGCCGCGCGUCUUCCAUUAGCCCCGGGUCUAUUAACCCCCCCAGAACACCUUGAGCCAACACCGCAUACCGAAUCAGACACUCCGAGCGGCGUGGAUUUGAGGCAAAACACAGAGUCCGUCGCGGAGACAAGGCGCGGGUCAAUCCAGGAACCCGGAAUGGACGCUCAACCACGGGAACUGCCCACGCUGUCCCGGAGCCGUGCGGGGACUCUGUCCUGGCAGCAGCGUCCACCCUCGCGGGAAUUCGGUUCCAUGUCCCCCGGUUCAGCUUCCCCCACCCGUUCCCCGACUCGCGCAAGCCACUUAAGGCACCACUCCACGGCCUCCGAUGACAGACCUCGCUCCCAAUAUGGAUUCCCACGCCUGUCAAAGGAUUUCUCGAGCUUUUCUCGCUCCCCAGAGCGGGGGCUUGCUUCGACGCAUCGGGAAAAUGAAGAUCGGUCGGAGAAUCAGGCAGAAGCGGAGGCACCGCAAGCACCGGAGGUGACCGAAGAGUCGAGUGCGAAACUAGAUAAACUAGAGGCAGUAGAAGAGAGGCCAUCCUCGCCCCCAAGGACCGGUUCUCGGGAUAGCAAUUUCGGCCAUCGCUUCUCUGUAUCAUCUGUUUCAGCGGGAUUGGGCUCGCCGGUGCAUUUGUCGGAGGCGCAAAAAUUGGAGCCUCGUCAAGCGGAGUCGUCGGUUGAUGAACCUGCGUCUUCUCCCAGCCAACGGCGUUUGUCGCCGGAACGCAGUCGUUCGACUUCGCCAACGAAGGGAAUGGGAGGCUUUGUGCAAAGUGCCAUGAUGAGAAGAUCAGAUAGCGUGUCAAAAAGAUGGAGUGCGCAAAUUCCGCAGGGGUUGACACGGUCGAACUCCAUUAUUUCGAACCGCAGCAGUGUGGCAGGUCCAAGUCAGAGUGAAAUGGGCCCUCCUCCUCUUUCCCGACCCCGGGGUGACUCCUCAACUCUCCCACCUCGACCUGAUUCCAGCCACAGCGACGCACGCACAGAAACUACUGAACGACCAACCACUCCUUCUGGGCCCACCAUCAGUGAUAGAGAUAGCCUUCGAGGGGGUGGAAGUCCAAGCAGAUCAUUCCGACCAAGCCACUCGCGAUCUGCGAGCUCGGCCACGGGGGAUGGUAACGACUCCCAGUCAAGUCCUUUCGUCUCCAAAACUAUGGAUCCCCGCCGCUGGAGUCCAAGCAAAGCUACCUGGCUGGAAAGUGCCCUCAAUCGCCCAGAAUUACCACGUCAACCCACCAUGCCCGCAGCACAGCAGCCCAACUGGGCUCGAGACCGUCAAUCACGCGGGAGCGUCGAUAUGGGUCGCGCCAACAAUUUCAAAGAGGUUACUCCUGUUGGUCUCAUGCGCACUCCCCCACCAGGACUUCUAAAAAAAUCUGGCGUUUCUGGCCCAUCCCUUCCCACGAGCCCAGAUAAGGAGAACCCACCUGAGUCUCCCUUGGGAUUCCCUCUGAAGAAGGUCAGUAUUUCUGGAGCUUCAACCUCUGGAAGUCCUGAUGCGAAAGCCAAAGAAACACUCCCUGGGUCUCCGUUGGCUUCUCCUCUGAAGAGACCUAGCAUUUCUGGUCCUUCUUUCCUUGGAAGCCCCGAGGCGAAGCCAACAGAGCCCGUACCUGAGUCUCCUGCCGAAUACCCCUUCAACAAAAAGUCAAGCAUAUCCGGCGCUUCGCUUUCUCGGGGGUCUAUUGCAGAUUCUCCAUCGGAAUUCCCCUUGAAGCGUCCAAGCAUCUCCGGGGCAUCAGUCUCAGGAAGCCCAACCACCCAUCCCAAAGAUACCACUCCUGCCUCUCCUUCAGGGAGCUCAUUCAAGCACUCUGUGUCAGGCGCCUCAGCUAUCGGAAGCCCUCAAGGCACGCCGAAAGAGGUUGCUCCGGAGUCUCCGUUGGCUCUUGGUGAUUCUAAUCAGGGGCCGACAGAGGAGCGGCCUGCGUCUCAGUCACAUAUCGAGGACACUUUGAAGGCCCUGUCUGGCGGAGAAGCGGUCGAGGAACCCAGUUUCACCUCCCAUGAUGAGACGGAAAUUCAAUCACCUCAAUCACAGGGACCGGAAACACCUGCAAAGCCUGAAGCCACAACUGAACCCGAGACUACACCAACUCCCAGGGACCCUCCUAAGUCCUUGGUCAGUCCCAAACCAAACUUUUCUAUCUCUACGUCUUCGCGCGGGCAGAUUUCGCCCAAACCCAAGCCAGCACCAUCUCCUAUCAUUGACUUCCGCGCAAACCUGAAGAAACGCGAGGUGGUCAAAGAGGCUGGGAAGGAGAAGGAGACUGAUUUCCGUGCAAACCUCAGGAAGCGCGAGGUUGUCAAGGAUAACGAACAGGAGAAAGAGCCAGAGUUCAAGAAUGUCUUCGGCCGACUCAAGAAAGCUGAAACCCGCAAUUAUGUUGCCCCUGACGAACUCAAGGGAAACAUUCUACGGGGUAAAGCGGCACUGAAUGAGACUGGUGGGCCCAAGAAGACCGAACGCGUCGACGAGUUCCGGAAGAGUCUCGUUAUGCGCAAAGACGAGAUGAAGGCAGGCGGAGGCUCCAUCAGGCGAAACACUGCUGGAGAGAAAGAUGCUCCCAAGGCUGCCGAAGUUGUGCCGGAAGCAAUUGCAAUGCGCCAGAACAUGACCAGGACCAACAGCAUUAAGCAAGAUAUCGUGGCUGAACCUCUCUCGCCUGCUAAGAGUGUUGGCUCGCGAGCAUCAGUGGAUAGGAAACCGGUUUCUUCAACUUCGUCGUUCAAGGACGUGGGUUCUUCCCGCACUUCUCAGGAACAGGAGCCCCUUUCGCCUUUUCCUGUAGACGAUGGGAUUGAUGAGCCAAGCUGGCCGUUGAAAUCCACCGAAGCCUCCGCUCCGUCUGUGCUCCAAGACCAACCGGCCUCGCCAUCGCCUGUGGCCCUCGCGAUCAGCGACCACCAGGAUACCCCCGAGCUGAACAUUGCUAGCCAAGAUGAACCCCGUGAGCUCGUGGCCCCCGUUAAGCCGAUCACAGAAAAGGAACAGUCGCCUCCAGUCGCGAAAUCCCUCCCACUUCGCGAGCUUCCACAAGCACCCGCCGCAGAAGCUACCGCGAGCCCAGUUCAAGCUGCGAAGAACAAAUUAGCCGGUCGAAUCAAUCCAGCACUCGCAGGCCUCCUCUCUCGUGGCCCGCCCGCCCCCGAAGGCCCGAAGAAAGAACUGCCGAUUACCUCUGCUCAAAGCAGCCCUGUUCCCUCUGCGCCCCUCGAACACGCUACCAAGAGCCGCGCCAGAGGCCCGAAGAGACGCCCUCCCCAGACUGCGGCUUCCGCUACGUUCGCUCAAGAUCUUACUAAGGAGGUUGGUGCUAUCUCCUGCUCUGAUGCCCUCCCAUCACAGACUCCCCCAUCCUCGGUUGAGUCUGCCGAGGACAAUUCGGAUCGCUUCUCGCAAUAUGAUGACUCUGUUCCUGACACCAAACCCCCUCGUCCAGAGAGCCCUGUAGCCGAGCACCUGCCUAUCGAAGACUCCCCUGCCGAGCAGCCCCCUGUCGAGCAACUUCCCGUCCAGCAGCCUUCCGUCGAACAUUCCUUUAUCGAAGACACUCUUCCCGAGCAGCCAUCUAGUCACGAGCUUCCUACUGCGUCAAGCCCUGUCGAACCAAGCCACGAUGAGCGACCUGCCUCCGAAAUUCCACCUGCUAAAGAGGCCAUUGCCGAGAAGCUUCCCACUGAAGAAACCUCUUCUGAGAACCUCCCUAGUGAGAAGCUCAUUGCCGAGCGACCUUCAUCUGUAAACUCCCACGCCGAAGAGACUGUCGCUGAGGAGCUUCCUGCCAGAGAGCCUUCUCCUGAGCUCCUUCCUAGUGCAACCUUUGUCGAUGAAGAACACCACGGCGAUUAUUUCUUUUCCCACGAUAGUGAUGUCGAAGAAUAUCCCGCAGAAGCCAUUUCCUCCGAGCACCCCCAUAGCGAGAAAUACGUUACUGAGCGAGCUUCUUCUGAGAUUUUCCGCACCGAAGAGACUAUUUCUGAGCAACUUCCUGUCAGGCAGCCUUCUUUUGAUUUCUUCCCUAGUGAGAAAUCUAUUGAUAGGCAGUCUUCCUCUGAGGAUCUGCAUUCAGAGCACGACUUUGCCAAUUCAAGCUUCGAUGAGCAGCAUUUCCCUGAAGCGCUUUCUACCGAACAGCCGGCUGUUGAGCAUUCUUCAAUGAGGAGAUCUUAUAGCGAGGAACCUUCUUUUGAGGAGCCUUCCGUCGAGGUUCCCGAAGCCGAGAAACCGCUUGUCAAGACAACUUUGGAACACGCCCAUGUUGAAGAGCCAUACGUUGAAGAGCCAUACGUUGAAGAGCCGUCUGUUGAGAGUCUACAUGUUGAACAGCCGCUAGCCGAAACGCUUCCAAUGGAACAAGUCCAUGUCGAGGAGCAUCAUAUCGAGGAGCAAUCUGUCCCACGACCAUCCACUGCGCGGUCCACUGAACAACCUCCUGCUGAGACAUUCUUCAAUGACCGUCGGUCUGUUGAGAGCCUUCCUGUUGAGGAGACCAUUGCGGAGCAAGUCCUUGCGAGGGAACCCUCCCCCGAGCCAGUUGCUGUUGAACAAAAACCCAUCGAGCAACCUCCUGCGGAGACACUCCUCAAGGAGCGUCGGUCUGUCGAGAGCUCACCUGUUGGGGAGACCAUUGCAGAGCAAGUCCCGGUGAAAGCACUCUCCCCGGAGCCAGUUGCUGUUGAACAAAAGCCCAUCGAGCAACCAUCUAUUGAGCAAACUACAGAAGAAGCGGCUCCUCCAGUUCCCCUCAAAAGCGAGCCUCCUCACAGCAAAUACCCGCUGCCCCUUCAGACUCGCUCCCUGAUCACGGAUUUCAACAACUUCCCUUCUCGUCCGUCCGAGGGAACGGCCCGUGGGUCUGUGAGUCCCGCAGAGCAAAGUCCAUUGAGCGGACCGCCUGUUCCAUCGAAGUCUAAUUCCCCCUCAACAUUGUCGCCCUCAACGCCUAAGUCAAGAUGGGCCCAGCAAAAUCGAUACGCAUCACCUUCGCCCUCUCCGUUGAGAACAAGCUAUAAUGAAAAUCGGAAGGAUUCGGUCGCUACCCUGCAUAGCACCUCCAGUGCCAGCGUCACCUCCACCCGGGAGGCUCUGAGUCGGCCUGUCGGUCAUCCCUCUCCGCCAGUUCCUCCGAAGGACGAUGACGCUACGCUCCAAAAACCGGUCGACCCUCGUAGACUUUCGCGAAAAAUGUCUGCCCCGUCGCUAGUUGCUCAGGCCAGCGAGGCGCGAGAGGUCAUUUCGGGCUUCUUCAAAACAUUCCCCAACCCUCAGAACCGGAUGGACAUCGAUCCCCAGAUGUUGCUGAUGGGCAAACCGGAUGACACUAAAAUCCGAACCGUCAAGCGCCACAUCUGGGAGCUUACGGGCGAUGGCAGGCGCCAGGAACUUCCUUCUCACCAGGAAUACAUCCUAUACCAGGGAAGCAUGUAUAUUUGCGUGCACGUGUUCGAAGUCGGACGCAGCACUACUUCCGAGGUGUACCUUUGGCGUGGAGACGAUGUCCCCGAUACAGCGGUGGACAGCGAGCAGCCCUUCGCGCGCAAGGUCGCUCGUGAGAAUAGCUCGAAGUUGCAGGUUAUUCUUCAAGGCAAGGAACCAACGCGAUUCAUCCAAGCUCUUGGGGGGAUCAUGAUUACCCGUCGUGGAUCCAGCUCCCGCCAUAACUCGUCGGCUCUUUACAUGCUCUGUGGACGCAAACACUUGGGUCAAAUGACCUUCGACGAAGUGGACUACUCAUUGCGCAAUCUCUGCUCUGGCUUCCCUUAUGUCGUCUCAGCUCCCUUCGGCAAGCUGUACUUGUGGAAGGGCAGAGGCAGCGGGCCCGAAGAAACCGGUGCUGCCCGAUUGAUUGGUAUGGACCUGGGUCUGACGGGUGAAUUUGAAGAAGUUGCCGAAGGCGAAGAACCCGAAGAUUUCUUCGAUGUGUUUGCCGGCCCGAGAGAAGCAGCACCGCACAUGUGCCAGGAUUACUGGUCUCUCAAGUCGAAAUACAGUCACUUCCGCACUCGACUUCUCCGCGUCGACCACGAGCUCGGCCAGCCAACUCGGUUCUGGAACUUGCGCCGUCCCGGCUCUGGCUCGCCAGUCGUCAAGCCCAACGAUUGCGUCCAGGAGAUUGAGCCAUUCUGCUAUCGCGACAUUGGAGAAAAGGACGUCUACGUUCUAGAUACCUUCUUCGAGAUCUACGUCAUCGUGGGCGAACAAGCUAUACAGAAGUCCGCCGAUUUUGCCUCAGCCGUUGUCUUCGCGCACGAAUACGGCAUUUUAGCCACCUCGCUGCAGGAUCGGCCGUUCAUCCCGAAGAGUUAUGUCGCACUAGGCGGCGUCGCUGACCGGUGCCAGAGCGCGUUCCGCAAAUGGAACCCGCGUAACCACCAUGCGCCUUUCGUGUUCCCUCUCGAUGUGGUUAUCGAGUCGCUUCGCUCGCUCGGGGACGAGUGA